Penicillium verhagenii is the source of this 1113-nucleotide messenger RNA. RefSeq lists its product as uncharacterized. The record is from RefSeq and is a predicted model, not a curated record. The transcript has a single exon. Gene Ontology annotation, biological process: regulation of cell cycle. The coding region runs from base 1 to 1113 and encodes 370 amino acids. Gene Ontology annotation, cellular component: nucleus. NCBI's taxonomy places the organism in Eukaryota, Fungi, Ascomycota, Eurotiomycetes, Eurotiales, Aspergillaceae.
AUGUCGCAAGUACUCGCGACUGUCCUCGCGACAUCGCUCGCCCUCGUCACUCAAUUCCAAGAUACUCUCUCCCCAUCCACCCUCGCGCAGUCCACCCAGACACCUACCAAAGAUGCAAAGGCCCUGCCCCUCCUUUCAGCCUCAUCGAACGCCCUGAAGGCCCAAGUCACCAAGCUUUCACUACUAUCCAUGACUACACCCUUCACGCACUCCGCAGUGACCAACGUGCUCCGCGCCUGCAACGAAUCCGUCCUCCCCUCGUUGUUGACCGCGGCCCUCCUAGUCAACCCCGCCGAGUACACAAAAGCAUUCCACUCCGAGACCCUGGUCCUUGUCAGGAACUUAUUCGCCGAUUUCAACACCCUCUUGAAGCUAGUGAAGGAUAUCUCCGAUAAGAAGAAUGAGGCCAAGAAGGCAGACCCCAAGAAAAAGGAAGAGGACAUCUCCAAGACCGAGAAGGAUGCCUUGACCCUCGCGACUGGUCGCGUGUGGGAUGCAUGCGAUUCGGUAGCCAACGUCGCAAACAACGGUGUCGUGGGAUUCAUCACUGUCCGCGUGGAACAGUGGAGAGAUCUUGUCCGGGAUGCCCUGGAGGAACUUGAGGACUGGGACCCGGAGGAAGAAGACGACUUCUUUGACGAGAUCAUGGGCGAGGAGAAGGACGACGAUAAGGAUGCCGGGUCAGAUGAGGACUCUGACAACGAGAAGGAUGUGGCUGCCAUGCAAGAGCAAAAGAAAAUCGCCAUCCGCUUCCUGAAGCCUAUCGCGCAGAUCUACCCUGCUAUCAUUACCCACCGACUGAAGAAUGCAAAGGAUGCGCCAUUGGCAUCCACGGCAAGCGUUGCGCGAUUGGAAAAAUUGAUUGGCAAUUUGAAGAGCAUUCCUGACCAGAUAGAUGAGGUUGCUGGGGCCUUGUACGAAGAGGAUAUCAGCCGGUCUGUCGGGUUCUUGCAGCAAACAUAUAAGCAUGCUUCACAGGCUGUUGGGCUGGUAACGGCGCCUUGGAACGAGGAAUUACCCGAAGACAAGUUCACAGCCUGGUCGCAGACCUGGUCCAAGGUCAUGGACGAAGUCAAGAAGUCGAUCAGCUCGGAUGCUGCAUCUUUGGAAUAA